AUGAGCGUGAUAUUGUGUACUGCUGGGUACGACCACACCAUCAGAUUCUGGGAGGCUCUGAGUGGAAUCUGCUCGCGGACAAUUCCUCAUCCAGACUCGCAGGUCAACAGACUAUGCAUCUCACCCGAUAAGCGCUUUCUGGCUGCUGCAGGACAUCACACAGUCAAAUUAUACGACAUCAAGUCCACGAAUCCUGCAGCCGUUCUCACUUUUGAAGGUCAUACUGGUAAUAUCACCGGAGUCGCUUUUCACUGCGAGGGAAAAUGGAUGGUCACGAGCUCUGAAGAUGGAACUGUCAAAAUUUGGGAUACUCGCAGCGGCCAUAUCCAGCGAAAUUACUCGCAUGGCGUCCCUGUCAACGAUGUCGUGAUCCACCCCAACCAGGGCGAACUCAUCUCCUGCGAUCGAGGCGGCAAUGUUCGCAUCUGGGAUCUCGGCGAGAACAAAUGCAGCCAUCAACUCGUGCCUGAAGAAGACAAGAGCGUCGCCUCCGUCACAGUGGCCACAGACGGCUCACUCCUGUGUGCUGCGGUCAGCUCGAGCGUCAAUGGUGCAGUCUUCGUCUGGCGCCUCAUCACCGUCAGAGAUGUGACUAGUCUUGUGCCGGUGACCAAAUUCAGGGCGCAUGGAACUUACAUCACCCGAGUGCUGCUCUCACCCGACGUGCGAAAGCUUGCCACGUGCUCUGCAGACCACACUGCCAGGAUCUGGACUGUCGAUACCGAGAACGUCACAAUGCCUUCUGAUGAUAAGGACGAGGACGACAAGACACGGGAAGGACCUGGAACCGAAGAAGGAUCCUUCGCCCUCGAGAACGAACUUGAUGGCCAUCAGCGAUGGGUGUGGGAUUGCGCUUUCUCGGCCGACUCUGCAUACCUGGUCACUGCCUGUAGCGAUCACUACGCCAGGUUGUGGGAACUUGCAAGCAAGAACAUCAUCCGCCAGUACAAUGGCCACCAUCGAGGCGCUGUGUGUGUCGCCUUGAACGACUAUUCCGAGACCAGAUGA
Molecule: messenger RNA, 1008 nt
Organism: Fulvia fulva
Lineage: Eukaryota; Fungi; Ascomycota; Dothideomycetes; Mycosphaerellales; Mycosphaerellaceae
Product: Target of rapamycin complex subunit LST8
Exons: 4
Coding region: 1-1008 (335 amino acids)
Biological process (GO): TOR signaling; regulation of actin cytoskeleton organization
Cellular component (GO): TORC1 complex; TORC2 complex
Molecular function (GO): protein binding
Source: RefSeq, a predicted model, not a curated record